GCUCUGGUCGGUACCCUCCUGUCAAGCGAAGACGGUGGAGAUCCCCCCCGUUCCGCCGCCGUCCCCUGUGGCGUCAGCGCCGGCCCCGGGCCCUCUGUGCUCACGCUAGCACCGCGGAGCAGGCACGAAGCGGAUGAACGCUCUGGACCUUGCCAAGGGCUGGGGCGGUGGGGAGGGGUGUGUGUAGGGGAGCGGCAUCGCUCCAGGCCUCCGCAGCGGUGACGCCACGAAAAUGGCUUUGACAAAUACGAAGGCUGAAGCGGGAGAGCCUGUGCGAGGUUCGCCUGCCCUCGUCUUUCCCCCCGGUAGGAAAUGGCUGACGCUCCCUCACCCGCACCGGCCCGGCCGGAAGCGCUGCUCCCCGCUGCGCGGCGGAGCCAUUUGGUGAUGGACCAGGCGCCCGGUGCCGCCGCUGCGCCGGCGGGAAACAUGUCCGCGGCCCGCCCGUUCCUGGCCUGCGCCUGUUUCUUCUCGGACAACAUCUUCGUGGGGCGUUACGGGCUGCAUGUCCGGUACCAGGACGCGGGGCAGCUCCGCCGCGAUCACGGACGGGCGCUGCGGGAGAGGGGCUGCCGGAGCCAGGAGGACUUCAGCGCCGUGCUGCGGGAGAUUGAGACAGAAGUGCAGCGAAGAAAACAGUUAAUUCAUCAGGCAGUGGAACGCAGAGCCAUCAUCUCAAAGUGCUACAGGCAGAAGCACCCAGAAGUGUACAUUCUGCAGGAUUCAUUCCUGGCCCCAGAGUUUCUGGAAAUUGUGAGGUACUGCACAUCACCAGAUGCUCAUCUCCAUGGCCUCCUGCGCUACAUUGAAUCCUUCUCAGAUAAAAGGAUCUAUCGACUCCCAGUGUUCACACAGGAGUUCUGCCAAGCCUUUGUGGAGGAGCUGGAGAACUUCGAGCAGUCUGAUAUGCCUAAAGGCAGGCCUAACACCAUGAAUAACUAUGGGGUUUUGUUAAAUGAGCUUGGGAUGGAUGAAGCCUUCAUCACACCCCUGCGUGAGCAAUACCUGCAGCCCAUAACAGCUCUGCUUUACCCUGACUUGGGAGGUGCUUGUCUGGACAGCCAUAAAGCAUUUGUGGUCAAGUACUCACUACAUGAAGAUCUGGAUUUGAGCUCUCACUAUGACAAUGCAGAAGUCACCUUAAAUGUUUCCCUGGGAAAAGACUUCACAGAAGGCAACUUGUACUUUGGGGAUUUCAAUCAGGAUCCUACUCCCGUGCCAAAGUACAUGGAGAUUGAACACAUUGGAGCCCAGGGACUGUUACACCGAGGAGGGCAGAUCCAUGGGGCACUUCCUAUUGCCUCUGGGGAACGCUGGAACCUCAUUCUUUGGAUGAGAUCCUCUGCAAUCCGCAACCAGCUCUGCCCCAUGUGCAACAAGAAACCUGUGCUGGUGGAAGCAGAGGGGUUUGGAGAUGGGUUCACAGAAAGCCUUGAAGAUGAUGCACCUGAGACUGUUAAUCUCUGUACCUUGUGGUAGCAGACCACAGAGAACCUGAUUUCUCCAAAACAAGUUGCCUAAAGCUCCUUUCUGACCUCUCAGACUGCACCAACAGAUUCUGAUGGAUGCACAAGUCAUUAAAUUAGUAGUGAUCUCCUUGGAAAGUGAUUCAGAACCAGUCUUGGUGGGGUUAGUUAGGGGAGCAAGCUUGGACAGUGAAAGAGCUGGCUCACCCUGGGGCUGGGGAACUGUGUGGAAGAUGUAGGAAGCCUUAACACUUACUACAAAGACACUGUAAAUGUUUUCAGGUGUAGGGGGAAACCCAGAGCUGCCUGAUCUUCAUAGAGACCUGUUUGCCAGCAGCAGCAGCACACUCUUGCUGUACAUGUGAAAAAACAGAACAAUAAAGCCCUGCUCUGCAAUUUG
Pogoniulus pusillus (Red-fronted tinkerbird) is the source of this 1866-nucleotide messenger RNA. It is a transcript of the gene OGFOD2, whose product is annotated as 2-oxoglutarate and iron dependent oxygenase domain containing 2. Bases 313 to 1479 code for a protein of 388 amino acids. The transcript has 7 exons. Gene Ontology annotation, molecular function: L-ascorbic acid binding; iron ion binding; oxidoreductase activity, acting on paired donors, with incorporation or reduction of molecular oxygen. The record is from RefSeq and is a predicted model, not a curated record. NCBI's taxonomy places the organism in Eukaryota, Metazoa, Chordata, Aves, Piciformes, Lybiidae.